AUCCAUACAGACUGAGACCAUCGAGAGGUGAAAUUAUGACCCAGAUUGCCCCCAAAAUGGCUAAAAACAACUUUAGGCUCAGAGUCCAGCGUCGCGUUUUGCUUUUGCAGCGGUGCUUUUGCUGUUUUUGGGACAGACUUCUCAUGUGUUCCCCGGGAAAUCCUAUUGGGUAUCGUAUGUUAUCACAUGCUACCAACCCCGCCGACGACAUUUCGACGGCGUCGACUAACCUUACCACGACGCCGCCGUCGCCCGUUUGCCAUAGUAGUGGCCACCAAGAUCAUAAAGACUCGGAUUUGGUUCCGUUGAAAAUCAGCCUCUUGGGAGACCCUCAAAUUGGGAAAACUAGUUUUCUGGCGAAAUAUAUUGGGGAUGAGAAAGAUGAACAAGAAGACAAUCAAGAGAAAGGGUUGAAUUUGAUGGAUAAAACAUUUGUUGUAGAAGGAGCAAGAAUAUAUUACAGUAUCUGGGAAGUUGAUGGAGCUGAGAAAUCUCAGAAUCACAUUCCCCUAGCUUGCCAAGAUUCUGCGGCAAUUCUUUUCAUGUUUGAUCUAACAAGCAGAUGUACUUUAAACAAUGUCAUAAGUUGGUAUCAAGAAGCAAGGAAAUGGAAUCAGACGGCGAUACCUAUUUUGAUAGGAGCCAAAUUUGAUGAUUUCAUCCAACUACCUAUUGAUUUGCAGUGGACAAUUGCCAGUCAGGCAAGAGCAUAUGCAAAGGCCCUAAAUGCUACACUGUUUUUUUCAAGUGCUGCAUACAACAUCAACGUGAACAAGAUCUUCAAAUUCAUUACGGCCAAGCUGUUUGAUCUGCCAUGGAAGGUUGAACGCAAUCUGACAAUCGGAGAACCCAUCAUCGAUUUCUAAAGUUUUUCCUUCUCUGUACAUACACAAAAAACAAGCUGUCCAGAUAAGAGAUUCU
This is a messenger RNA of Hibiscus syriacus, 921 nucleotides long. Its product is annotated as septum-promoting GTP-binding protein 1-like. Lineage: Eukaryota; Viridiplantae; Streptophyta; Magnoliopsida; Malvales; Malvaceae. The coding region runs from base 36 to 866 and encodes 276 amino acids. The transcript has 6 exons. The record is from RefSeq and is a predicted model, not a curated record. Gene Ontology annotation, molecular function: GTP binding; GTPase activity.